CCUGGUUAGUCGUUACUCAUCGUUCGAGGCGGUUACAACUAAGACAGCCAGAUUAGCCAAGCAAAAUGCUGGACGCGGAAGUGCGAGAACUUAUGCAACCCUUUGUGCUGAGUGACUACCAGGUGCAGGAGGUUUACAGUCGCUUUUGCCUGGAGGUGGCCCGUGGUCUUAAGCGAUCCACGCAUCCACAGGCCAAUGUCAAGUGCUUUCCCACGUACGUACAGGAUCUGCCCACGGGUGAUGAGAUGGGCAAGUACCUAGCCCUGGAUCUUGGCGGCACCAACUUCCGGGUGUUGCUUGUCUCCCUAAAAGGUCAUCACGACGCCACAGUGGAUUCUCAAAUCUACGCCGUGCCCAAGGACCUGAUGGUGGGUCCAGGAGAAGAGCUUUUUGAUCACAUCGCCGGCUGCUUAGCAAAGUUUGUGGAAAAACAUGAUAUGAAAACCGCCUACUUGCCCCUGGGAUUCACCUUUUCUUUUCCCUGCGUGCAGCUGGGUCUUAAGGAGGGUAUCCUGGUGCGUUGGACAAAGGGCUUUGAUUGUCCUGGAGUGGAGGGCGAGGAUGUAGGACGCAUGUUGCACGAGGCCAUUCAGAGGCGCGGAGAUGCAGACAUUGCUGUGGUAGCCAUACUCAACGAUACCACUGGAACCCUCAUGUCCUGCGCUCAUCGCAAUGCGGACUGCCGGGUAGGCGUGAUAGUGGGCACCGGGUGCAACGCCUGCUACGUAGAGGAUGUCGAGAAUGUAGAUCUGCUCAACGCGGAUUUUAAGAAAACAAAGCGGCAGGUUAUUGUGAAUGCAGAGUGGGGCGCUUUUGGAGAGGGUGGGCAGUUGGAUUUUGUGCGUACUGAGUAUGAUCGCGAAGUGGACGAAAAGUCCAUUAACAGAGCAGAGCAGCUGUUCGAGAAAAUGACAGCAGGAAUGUACCUGGGAAACCUGGUGCGACUAGUUCUGCUGCGUGCCCUCGAGCGCAAACUGAUCUUCAAACAGAGCAGCAGGCGACCGGAAUUUGCUAACGUCCUGCAGAAGAACGAGGAAGUUUUUGAGACGCGCUAUAUAUCCGAGAUCGAGGACGACUCGUUCCCAGAGUUCGCUAGCACCAGAAAGAUAGUUAAGCAGCUGUUUGGCAUAGAAAAGGCUUCCGUAGAGGACUGCCAGACUCUAAGGUACAUUUGCGAGUGCGUUGCCAAACGUGCAGCCACUUUGGUGGCCAUCGGAGUAAGUGGACUGGUCAAUAGGACUUCCAACCGUCGUGUGAUAGUCGGCAUGGAUGGUUCUGUCUACAGAUAUCAUCCAAAGUUUGAUGCCUACAUGAGACAGACCCUUCAAAAGCUAGUAAAAGCGGAUAAGGAAUGGGAUAUUAUGCUAUCGGAGGACGGAUCAGGGCGUGGAGCUGCGCUGGUGGCCGCUGUGGCCAGCAAAUCGAAGUAGGAACUCACUACUAUUGUAGCAAUAAUAUAAAGACUCGUCGAAAUAAAGAAACUCUUGACUCACAA
Molecule: messenger RNA, 1495 nt
Organism: Drosophila eugracilis
Lineage: Eukaryota; Metazoa; Arthropoda; Insecta; Diptera; Drosophilidae
Product: hexokinase type 2
Exons: 1
Coding region: 66-1430 (454 amino acids)
Biological process (GO): glucose 6-phosphate metabolic process; glycolytic process; intracellular glucose homeostasis
Cellular component (GO): mitochondrion; cytosol
Molecular function (GO): glucokinase activity; fructokinase activity; D-glucose binding
Source: RefSeq, a predicted model, not a curated record